This is a messenger RNA of Tupaia belangeri chinensis (Chinese tree shrew), 1147 nucleotides long. RefSeq names its product protein phosphatase 1 regulatory inhibitor subunit 1C (gene PPP1R1C). The record is from RefSeq and is a predicted model, not a curated record. Bases 402 to 731 code for a protein of 109 amino acids. Gene Ontology annotation, cellular component: cytoplasm. The transcript is spliced from 5 exons. Lineage: Eukaryota; Metazoa; Chordata; Mammalia; Scandentia; Tupaiidae. Gene Ontology annotation, biological process: intracellular signal transduction. Gene Ontology annotation, molecular function: protein phosphatase inhibitor activity.
CAGCCAGUUAGUAAUGUACAGUGGAUAGAGCCUUUCUUUCAAAUCCCAGAGCAGCGGGUCCUUCAAGGGUAGUAUUGCAUUUUCAAUUAGCUGCUGAGUGAAUGCUUGGCAUGUGUAUUAGUGAAGAGGCACACAAUUAGCUUAUUGUUCCUUUUUGUAUUGUGUUGAGAGGAUCCAAGCGAUUGGUAGGGGAACAGGCAAGGCAGGCAUCGCUGUGGAUGUUGAAGACUGGAGAUUCUCAGACCUCGGCAUCUUCACUUGCUCACUCUGGAAUUACGGCUAUUUAUUACGAAGCACUCUGUGUGGCUUGGUGGAGUGUGCCCGAGAAAACACAUCCUGGAAACCACUUGGGGUUAGUCUUUCUGAGCUCUUCACAUCUCUAGCUAAUUCUCAUCAUUACCAUGGAGCCCAACAGUCCCAAAAAGAUACAGUUUGCUGUGCCUUUAUUCCAGAGUCAGAUCGCACCUGAAGCAGCAGAGCAGAUCAGGAAAAGAAGACCUACACCAGCAUCCCUUGUGAUUCUCAAUGAACACAACCCCCCAGAAAUAGAUGACAAGAGGGUGAACAGCACACAAGGAGAAUCACAGAAUGCGUCCCCUAAACAAAGGAAGCAGAGUGUGUACACACCACCGGCCAUGAAAGGGGUUAAACAUCUGAAAGGUCAGCAUGAAUCAGCAUUCCCUGAGGAAGAAGAAGGCGUAAAUGAAAGAGGAGAACAGUGGGACCAUUAAUUACAUCUCUGCAGCAAGAAGGCUUCUUGGGAAUAAUGGAACUAUUAACUUUUCUGAAUAUACAUGGAACUCCACUGCUUGAAUCCAGAACUCUCUGUCUCUGCACUCCACUCUCCUUCAGUAGUAAUACACCUCCUUCCUAGAAGCUCUUCUUGACUGAACUUUAGAACUAAGUGCAAAUUGUUCCACAUUACUUACAAUUACAUGAUAAGCAUUUAUUUUACAGUGAUAUUUUCUUUUUAACUUCAUAGAAAUUUGCCAAUGUGACUGUCCUAACUUUAAUACUGCCAGAGCUUAAUCCCUGAUGGCCUGCUGACAUGGUUUUCACUCUAAGGUCAAUGUAAAUAGCAUCACUUUAUGAGUAAAAAAAUAAAUAUUAAAUACAUUUAGACACGAGCGUAUGUGUUUGUGUAGGG